Messenger RNA from Rotaria sordida, 1275 nucleotides. Lineage: Eukaryota; Metazoa; Rotifera; Eurotatoria; Philodinida; Philodinidae. The record is from the annotation of a GenBank genome assembly.
AUGCGUUAUAUUCGUACUAUUUUGGAUGUUAUGUGUUACCAUGACAAGACAAAUGUCUCGUCAACAUCUUCACAAAUAUCUAUAUCAUCUCCAUUUAUAUUUGAUAUUGCUCGAUUAAAAAAUGAUGAAUUAAUUUAUAAAGAAGAAAACAUAUCCGAUGAAGCUCGUCUUUAUUUCGAUAAUAAUCGUAGUAAAUUACAACGUAUUGCAAAUGGUGUUGUUCGAUUUUAUUUACCAUCAGAUUCAUGUUCUGGUUUUUACAUGGGUUUAAAUUUAAUUGGUACUAAUGAACAUAACAUUAGUCAAAUGAAACUUUCUUCAUCAUUUUCCAAAACAAAUGAUAUUUAUUCUACAAUGCCUUUAUUAAAACAGUGUACUACUGUUACAAAUAAUGAUUUCGAUUUUGUUUAUGCACGAAAUAAUAUAAUAUCUCUCAAUAUUGUUGAAACAACAUUAUUUGAUCCAAAUAAAUAUUCUAACAUACGUGAACGUCAUAUUGAACAAGAUCCAAUAUUAGGAAUUACUGGUGAUUUCGAUAUGAUAGAUUUUGUUGUUGUCAAAGAAACACAAAAAGUUCGAACAAAUAAUUCAAUACUAUUUAUACCAUCAACUCAACACGUUCAAAUUAAUGAUCCAAUUAUCACAAUCUCACAUCCAGGAAAUGAACUUUCAACUCAAGAGUCAAGUGGACGUCAUCAUUACGACUUAUUUUUACCUCAAUUUGAAGAAUUGAGAAAAAUAUUUCACGGUUUUGGUGGACGUUGUAUCUCUUAUGGACGUGUUAUUGCUCCAUAUAAAUUAAAUUCAAGUUCAAAUAAAUGGAUCGAAGAUCUUCAAUAUCGAAAUACUGAUUUUUCAAAUUAUCAAUGUAUUUUAAGCAAUGAAAAUCUUUAUCAUGGCUCAAGUGGUGGUGUUACAUUAAAGUCAAAUUUUGAUAUAUAUGAAAAUAUACCAACUGCAAAUGGUCAACAAUUAACUUUAGUUGAAUUUAUAUCAAUACAUUUUGGUGGAGAAUUUAUACCUUGCCAAGAUUGUCUAUGUGAUGUUAUUCCGUCAAACCGGGAACAGAUUGGUCCAGAUAAUAUUCAAUUUUUACAUGAAUGUAAAUCCUGCAAUGACCACAAACAAACACCAGUAUCAUACAAUUACGGUGUGAGCGUUCAUCAUCCAGCUUUUCAAAAAUAUUAUCAUCAACAAAAAGAAUAUUAUUUGAAUUUAUUUGGUGGAAAUCUUCCAAAGCCAUUAAAUGAUUAUUAUGAACUACAUCAUAUAUAA